GGAGCUGAGGCCUGGCUUGGGGCGUUCUGCAGCCCCACUCAUGUGCAUGGAGUUUGUUCUGUUUGAAUUGUACAAAGUGUCUUUUGCACAGCACAGAAAUGGGUUUUUUCUUUCCUCUUUUUUUUUUUUUUUUUUUAAUUUAAAGGUAAGCAGGGGUGAGCCCCUAAGCCCUGCACCCCCUGUCACUCCCCCCAUUCCCGCGCCUUGGGCCCAGGGGUGGCCGAGCUCGUCUCCCCUCCCCGCCCGGCGCUUCGCUCCCGCCGCCGGCUGCACUUUGUUUACUGGUUCGCCCCCGCCCGGGGUCACGGCGUGUGCAGGCCCCGGGCUGCGGCCCCGCGGCCCCGGCAGCCCCCGGCCCUCCCGGGGCCUCCCGGGGCCGCAGCGGCUCCGGGGCCCAGUGUCGUCCUGGCGCGCGGCGGGGCCGAGCCGCGGCUCCUGCAUCUCAUUUCUAUCAUUUCCUAUUUUUAAUAAACUGUUUUGUAAAGUCGCGAGUGCCGCCUCUUGCGGGGCGGGGCGGGCCGGGGGGCCGGGCCGCGGCGCCGCUCCCUGCCCCGGGGCGGUGCGAGCGGCAGCGGCCAUGGCCGGGGGGCGGCGGGCGGCGGCGGCGCUGGCGGAGCCGCGGCGGCUGAUGCGCACGGGGCUGGCGCUGAUCGUGCUGGGCCACGGCAGCCUGGUGCUGGGCGCCAUCGUGCACGGCUCGGUGCUGCGGCACGUGGCCGGCGCCCGCCGCGCCGUCACCCCCGAGUACGCGGCGGCCAACGUGGUGUCGGUGUGCUCGGGGCUGCUGAGCAUCGCCGCGGGCAUCGUCGCCAUCCUGGUGUCGCACAACCUGUCCCGGGCGGUGCUGCACUGGACCCUGCUGGGCGUCUCUCUGCUGAACUGCCUGCUGUCCACCGCGUGCAGCGUGGGGCUGGCGCUGGCCUUCGCCCUUACGGUGCACAGCCGGGGCACGCACCUGGUCCGGGGCUGCAACAGCUCCGCGCUGCCUGUGGAUGCCCGUGCAGCCAUUGCGACUAACGACUGUCCCUUCAACACCACGCGCAUCUACGACACAGCCCUGGCCCUCUGGUUCCCCUCCCUGCUGCUGGCAGCUGCGGAAGCCGUGCUCUCGGGCAGGAGCUGUUUGGUGGCUCUGGUCUUCCAGGGCAUCGGGCCCUGUGCAUACAGCUAUGGCAAAGAGCAGCUGGCCGGGCCAAGUACAGCAAUGGAGAAGCCACCCCGUGAGAGGCAGCAGCUCCUGGCAGGACUUGCUGAGUCUCCUGCGUAGCUGGAGAGGUGGUGCCGCAGGAGCGCUGUGAUCCAGCAAGGCCGGGGCCCAGGUGAUGUCACACCUCCUGCAGUGGGCUGCAGCAGGGAGGGUGUGCCCUGCCCCCUCUCUCCCAGCUCCACCACCCCACCUGGGACAGACCCUGCAGGUCACCAGGUGCCGUGGGCCCCAGAUGCUCUCCCAUCCUCUCCCCAAGCUGCCGGGCCCUUCCUGGUGUGCUGGAGGCUGUUGGUUUCUGUCAGCAGUGAUGGGGUGGGCAGUCCUGGAGCCACUGCAGGCAUGGCAGCUGGCUGUGCCUGUGCUCAGACAUGUCAGGGAACAGAAGGGGAAGAAUCCCUUUGGUGAAGAUCUCUAGUUUUCUUGAAUAAAUAAACUUUUCCUUUCUACA
Messenger RNA from Motacilla alba alba, 1655 nucleotides. RefSeq names its product keratinocyte associated protein 3 (gene KRTCAP3). The coding region runs from base 41 to 1267 and encodes 408 amino acids. The record is from RefSeq and is a predicted model, not a curated record. The transcript is spliced from 6 exons. Lineage: Eukaryota; Metazoa; Chordata; Aves; Passeriformes; Motacillidae.